This is a messenger RNA of Equus caballus (horse), 1005 nucleotides long. RefSeq names its product protein phosphatase 3 regulatory subunit B, beta (gene PPP3R2). NCBI's taxonomy places the organism in Eukaryota, Metazoa, Chordata, Mammalia, Perissodactyla, Equidae. The record is from RefSeq and is a predicted model, not a curated record. Gene Ontology annotation, cellular component: calcineurin complex. Gene Ontology annotation, biological process: calcineurin-mediated signaling; protein dephosphorylation. Gene Ontology annotation, molecular function: phosphatase binding; calcium ion binding; calcium-dependent protein serine/threonine phosphatase regulator activity.
CGGCUCAACGGUCCCUGCGCGAACCCCGCCUGUGCCCACAGUCCCUGCUCCCUCCUCCGACCUUGAGAGCCGGCGCCCAGCGUCCACAAUGGGGAAUGAGGCCAGUUACCCGGAGGAAAUGUGCUCCCAGUUUGACCAUGAUGAAAUUAAAAGGCUGAGCAAGAGGUUUAAGAAGCUGGACUUGGACAAUUCGGGCUCUCUGAGCGUGGAUGAGUUCCUGUCGCUGCCCCAGCUGCAGCGGAAUCCGUUGGCGAAGAGAGUGAUUGACGUCUUCGACACCGACGGCAAUGGCGUAGUGGACUUCAAGGAAUUCAUCGUGGGGACCUCCCAGUUCAGUGUCAAGGGCAGCGAGGAGCAGAAGCUAAGGUUUGCUUUCAGCAUCUACGACAUGGACAAAGACGGCUACAUUUCCAACGGAGAGCUCUUCCAGGUGCUGAAGUUGAUGGUGGGGGACGACACCCUGACAGACUGGGAGUUACAGGAGGUCGUCGACAAAACCAUCAUCUGCCUGGAUACAGACGGCGAUGGGAAAAUAUCCUACGAGGAAUUCAGCGCUGUGGUCCGAGGCCUGGAGAUCCACAAGAACUUGGUGGUGGCUGUGUGAGCUGUUUUUUUAAAGAGCACCACCCAACAACAACUUUUUCUUUCUCCUCUCUCUCUUUCAAGAAUAGCUCAAGAUGACCAGCAACUGUCACUCUGACUUACUCGGAAGUAUUUUCUCUUUGGAAAGCCAAAUUUGCUAACAUAAACCUCAUGACCAACUCUGUUCCUAAUUAUCCUUCUCUCAGUGACUCAGGGUAGUACCCUGAGUGGCAGAGAACAGGUGAAGGAGCAUGGUGGGGAAAGAAAUGGCUUUUAUAAACGUCUCUUUCUUUGUUGAGAUUCAGAGACCAAACUAUAAAGAGUCAACAAGAACUUUAGAAGUUCAAAAACAAGAAAAUAUACAUCUUUGCCUUUACCUCUCAUGGUUUUAUAUGUGGGAGAAAAUUAUAGAGUUCAAAUCAA